UACCAGGUGCCACUCCGUUUCCCGCCUAAUCAAACGAAUUGGAUACGACGUAGUUAUUAUAACAUUCUUAGUUUUUUCACUUAUAUUUAAGUUAUAAGGUUUGUGAUUACAAUAGCACAUAUUAGAAACGAACCUUUGUCAUUUUCCUGUAACAUUUAAAUUCUGAAAAUUUGUAAUUUUAGAACUGUAUGAAUUUACCCUGUGGUUGUUUGGUUUUGUAAAUAUGAGUUUGUGGGUUGAUAAGCACCGACCAACAAAUUUGUCAAAACUAGAUUUUCACAAGAAACAAGCUGCACAUUUAAAGAAAUUGGUUCAUGGUGGCGACUUUCCACACUUACUGGUUUAUGGACCAUCAGGUGCAGGGAAGAAAACCAGAAUCUUAUGUCUUUUAAGAGAGCUGUAUGGAGCUGGCACAGAGAAGCUACGGAUUGAGCAUCAGCAUUUUCAAACUCCUUCAAAACGAAAGAUUGAAAUUGUUACUAUAGCUAGUAACUACCAUAUUGAAGUGAACCCAAGUGAUGUUGGUAUCUAUGAUAGAGUGGUUGUUCAAGAGCUCUUGAAAACUGUUGCUCAGACCCAGCAACUGGAAACCAACUCACAGAGAGAAUUUAAAGUUGUCAUCUUGAAUGAAGUCGACAAGUUGACUAAAGAUGCUCAACAUGCCUUAAGACGAACAAUGGAAAAGUAUAUGUCCACUUGCCGUCUCAUUCUGUGCUGUAAUUCUUCCAGUAAGGUGAUACCGGCCAUCAAGAGUCGUUGCCUCGGUGUUAGAGUGCCAGCUCCUACAGUAGAGCAGAUAGUAACAGUGCUACAAACUGUGUGUAAGAAGGAGAGUUUGAGCAUUCCACCUGAGCUUGCUGAGAGAAUUGCAGAAAAAAGCAAUAGAAACCUUCGUAGAGCGAUCCUAAUGUGCGAGUCGUGCAGAGUGCAGCAAUACCCCUUUGUUCCAGACCAAGAUAUCCCUGAGCCUGAUUGGGAAGUGUUUCUGAAAGAAACAGCUAAAUUAAUUGUUCAAGAACAAAGUCCUCGAAAACUGUUCGAGGUACGGGGAAGAAUAUAUGAACUUCUUAUCCACCUUAUUCCAUGCGAAGUAAUCUUUAAGGGUUUGCUGAAAGAGCUUGUGAAUAACUGUGAUGGCCAGUUGAAGGGUGAAGUCACGCAGCUUGCAGCAUAUUACGAGCACAGGCUACAGCUGGGAAAUAAAGCCAUCUAUCACAUAGAAGCCUUCAUUGCUAAGUUCAUGUCUAUAUACAAGAAGUUUCUGGAAGAAAGUAUGGCUGAUGUUUUUUGAAAUUCCAGGUGUUGGAGAUGUUUACUGUUGCUCAUAAUGCUUAAUUUUCAGAUAUUAGACAUGUCAGAAACCCAUUGUAGUAUGAAAAAUAAAACACUUUAUUAUGUCUCAGAAA
Limulus polyphemus (Atlantic horseshoe crab) is the source of this 1406-nucleotide messenger RNA. RefSeq names its product replication factor C subunit 3-like (gene RfC38). Gene Ontology annotation, biological process: DNA repair; DNA-templated DNA replication. The transcript is spliced from 8 exons. Gene Ontology annotation, molecular function: DNA binding; ATP hydrolysis activity; DNA clamp loader activity. The record is from RefSeq and is a predicted model, not a curated record. Lineage: Eukaryota; Metazoa; Arthropoda; Merostomata; Xiphosura; Limulidae. Bases 224 to 1291 code for a protein of 355 amino acids. Gene Ontology annotation, cellular component: nucleus; DNA replication factor C complex.